Molecule: messenger RNA, 1063 nt
Organism: Myotis davidii
Lineage: Eukaryota; Metazoa; Chordata; Mammalia; Chiroptera; Vespertilionidae
Gene: GINS3
Product: GINS complex subunit 3 (Psf3 homolog)
Exons: 3
Coding region: 211-861 (216 amino acids)
Biological process (GO): mitotic DNA replication initiation
Cellular component (GO): GINS complex
Source: RefSeq, a predicted model, not a curated record
GCCUAGGCCGGCCCGCCCGAUCAACUGCUCCUGCCUGGCCCGCCCCGAACGCGGGAGAAGAGUGCGCGGGAAGACAGUUUCCACCCGGCUCGGCGGCCGUAGCGACCCAUUCAACCCCCACAAUCCUGACCGGCCUCCGCUUUUGCACCCCUGACUCCCUGAGGUCUCCCGAAUCUCACAAGAGGAAGCAAAGCAGCUCACGCCGCCGCCAUGUCCGAGGCUUAUUUCCGGGUGGAGUCGGGUGCGCUGAGCCAUGAGGAGAACUUUCUUUCCUUGGACGACAUCUUGAUGUCCCACGAGAAGCUCCCGGUGCGCACAGAAAUUCCCAUUCCACGCCUCGGCGCUUUCUUCCCGGAGCGGAGCGGAGGGGCCGACACCGACAACACCAUCCCUCAGGGCUCAAAGCUGGAACUCCCCUUGUGGCUGGCAAAAGGACUUUUUGACAACAAGCGGCGGAUCCUCUCUGUGGACCUUCCCAAGAUCUACCGAGAGGGUUGGAGGACUGUGUUCAGCGCAGAUGCCAACGUGGUGGACCUCCACAAAAUGGGGCCCCAUUUCUACGGGUUUGGCUCCCAGCUCCUGCAUUUUGACAGCCCAGAGAAUACAGACAUUUCCCAGUCUCUCCUCCAGACAUUUAUUGGACGUUUUCGCCGCAUCAUGGACUCCUCCCAGAAUGCGUACAAUGAAGAUACUUCGGCACUGGUCGCCCGGCUGGACGAGAUGGAGAGGGGCUUAUUCCAAAUGGGGCAGAGAGGCCUGAACGACUUUCAGUGCUGGGAGAAGGGGCAGGCUUCUCAGAUCACAGCGUCCAGCCUGGUUCAGAACUACAAGAAGAGAAAGUUCACCCACACGGAAAACUGAAGGUCACGGACACAGCAUCGCCCCUCGUAGACUCAUCCCUGUGUGGCCUUGUGAAGAGCCUGGUCGGCCCUGGAAAGGGCCAGCCUUGACGUGGCCUGUUCCCUGCAGCGGUCUCGGGAACGGUGUCAUCUGGUCGGGAUAGGACGUGCUGGAGGGUGUCCCUGGCCCCGGAAGUCUUCCAGGACUGUCCCACCCUGCCGAC